AUGGAGCGUCAAACCAUGGCUGCAGGUAGCUCAGGUGUUCCCAGGAAGUCCUUCAACGUCAAGCAGGAUAGCCGGUGCUCUGCCAGGGGCUUAUCGAGGAAGAUGUCAUUUAGCAGCUCCUCUUCGGAAGUCUACUAUGCAAGAGCUCCUGUUGCUGUGCCAUUUGUGUGGGAAUCGCAACCGGGCACACCUAAGGCCAAGUUCCACGACAACCCACUCCCUCCUCUGACACCACCCCCUUCCUUCCACUGUAAUUCCAUGAAUAAACCCACAAAAAUUAGGCAGUCGAAGCCUAAAUUUUUACAAACUGUUCUCCCUAAGCUCAGUCCGAGGAAAACCAUCCACCAGCCAUCUCCUGGCUCGUCUUUAUCAUCAUCACGGUCGCGUUCUGCGCCAUCUUCUCCGCUUACUCCUUCCAGGAUUAAUACACAAUGGAAAUCUCAAACCUCAAGCCCAUGGUCAUCUUAUGAUUCAAGGAUAGACGAGGAAGAUGAAUGCAGAUCACCUGUUUCAACACUGUGCUUUGGGAUUGGUCGUGGCGCCUACCCCUCAAACAUAGUCAAGUUACUGCGCAGAGAAUUCGCAUCAUAA
Molecule: messenger RNA, 591 nt
Organism: Diospyros lotus (date-plum)
Lineage: Eukaryota; Viridiplantae; Streptophyta; Magnoliopsida; Ericales; Ebenaceae
Exons: 1
Coding region: 1-591 (196 amino acids)
Source: RefSeq, a predicted model, not a curated record